Messenger RNA from Bombyx mori (domestic silkworm), 1818 nucleotides. RefSeq lists its product as uncharacterized. NCBI's taxonomy places the organism in Eukaryota, Metazoa, Arthropoda, Insecta, Lepidoptera, Bombycidae. Bases 635 to 1321 code for a protein of 228 amino acids. The transcript is spliced from 5 exons. The record is from RefSeq and is a predicted model, not a curated record.
GUGAAUCUAGCAGAUGCAGCGUUGAGAUGUUAGCGUGUUUCUGUUACUCAGUUUCCUGCAGUCUUUAGUCUAAGGUGCACGUGCGCGCCGUACGCCCGCAACGCUUUCCCGCGAAAGAAAAACUGUUCUCUAUAACGCACAUUCAAUUUGUUCAAUAAAAUCAAGUUAUCAUGCCUAAUUUUUUUCUGGUCAAAUUAUUUCGUUUGUGUUUUCCAUAGAGGAAAAUCAGUGGAAAACAAGUGCAACAUUUUGAAAAUAGAACGUAGUAUAUUCAAGGUGGUGAGAUAUUUUUGGUAACAGGGCAGGAUGCCAAACAAAUAUACUUAUCUGUUAAAGUGAUUAUCAUGAUUCAAUGAGCAUUAUUUGUAAACAGAAAAAUACAACGUGAUUGAUUUAAAUACCUUAUACAUAUAUUAUAAACCCAAAAUCAUGAUUGACUGAUAACUACAUAACUAAUUAUUUUAAAUAGUACUAUCAUAAGGACAACGAAACGAAUAUAAUACGUGAAAAAUUGCAAAUUUAAUCAUAACACAAAAACAUACGUAAACGAAGCACGUUUCUUAAAAAAUAUUUUUACUACCUGAAAUAUUAGAUACUAUAUUGUUAUUAUUAAAUGUAGUAUGAGACAGUAAUAAUGAAUGUGGACUUGGAGAAGUCAGACAGUGAGGCUGACCCUCAGCCUCAGAAAACGAUUCGUGUUCCGACACGAAGGGGACCAGGACCUCCCAAUAAAUCAUUAGCUUUAAGACUUUGGGAGCUUCUGCAGCCUCUUGCUAGAUUAUGGGGACUUAUUACUGCAGUGGUGAUGAGCGGAGCCGGUUCUGAACUGCUUGUCCUUCAAUUCGAGGUUGCGCCGGCACUGCUGGUAGGUGCGGCGACCGUCCUCAUCCUUGAAACGAUGUGGGUAGCCGCCCUAUUCGUGGACUUACUGUGUCGACGCGGCGAAUAUACGAUGGGCCUUAGGUGUUGGGAUUUCAUGCGUUGGUCGUGCGGUCGAGCACGGGCGCCAUUUUACGCUUGCGUUGCUACAGCACUGCUAUUCGCCAAUCUAACCUUACUGUCUACAGUAGCAGGUGGGAUGCUAUUAGUAUUAGCAGCUUUACGUGCUGCGGUGCCGUUUUCGCCGUACGCGACCCACGGGCCUCAUUCGCCCAGAGCCGGUAGUUCACUGCUGAGCCAACACGACUCGCCACUUCCAGACGUGUUCUAUAACGCAGCGCAUACCGGCGAAGACAGGAGCGAAGAAAUGACCGUUCUCAGCAUUAAAACAACUGAAAGGUCUCGUUCGACAACUCCCAAACCUCCUCUUUUAGAACUCUGAUUACGAUUAUACAAUUAAUAAUUUUGAUAUUUAUUCGUUAAAACAAAAAAAAAAACGCAGAACAAAAAGACGCUUAUUAAUAACAAUUGAGAUUGUGUAUUACUUAUCUUAUCUAACGGCUAUUGUUUAAGCUAUAUGUAUAUGAACUGAGAACAAUACAUACAACAUAUUUACUAGAAAGUAUUUCUAGGAAACAUUGACUAAUUUAUGUUAAUGAAAAUAGUUUUAAACAUGAAAUGCAUUGAAAUUGUUAUUGCUAAAAAAUAAUUUGAAACUAGGUCAUCAAUUUAGAUCACAGAACUCUGACCGGCAGAAGAAACAAAAAUUACAUACAAAUAUAUUAGUCAGUAAGGGUAUUACUAAAAUAACGUAGUUUUUUAUUUAAAUUAUUAUAUCUAUACAAAUUAUCUGUGAUAGACUAGAUUUCUAUAUUGUAGAUAAGCGAUUUAGAAGAAAUAAAAACUGGUGAAGACAUUACAAUAAAAAAAAUGUGCCCA